Mytilus californianus (California mussel) is the source of this 3626-nucleotide messenger RNA. RefSeq names its product rab GDP dissociation inhibitor beta-like. Gene Ontology annotation, molecular function: Rab GDP-dissociation inhibitor activity. Gene Ontology annotation, biological process: small GTPase-mediated signal transduction; protein transport; vesicle-mediated transport. The record is from RefSeq and is a predicted model, not a curated record. Lineage: Eukaryota; Metazoa; Mollusca; Bivalvia; Mytilida; Mytilidae. Gene Ontology annotation, cellular component: cytoplasm. The coding region runs from base 67 to 1389 and encodes 440 amino acids. The transcript is spliced from 11 exons.
GGGAGGCCAUUUUCGCCGGUGUGUGUAUUUUAUCAGCAGAUUGAAACCUCACGAAGAAUAUUCGCAAUGGAUGAAGAAUAUGAUGUUAUUGUUCUAGGAACAGGACUAAAGGAAUGUAUUAUAAGUGGUAUGAUGUCAGUUAUGGGAAAGAAAGUUCUUCACAUUGAUAGGAAUUCUUAUUAUGGAGGUGAAAGUGCAUCAAUCACACCACUGGAAGAUAUUUACAAAAAGUUUGGAAUGGGCACACCAGCAGAAAAACUAGGAAGAGGAAGAGAUUGGAAUAUAGAUUUAAUUCCAAAAUUUCUGAUGGCUAAUGGACAAUUGGUUAAGCUGUUGGUAGGUACUGGUGUGACCAGAUAUUUAGAGUUCAAAUGUGUAGAAGGAAGCUAUGUGUUUAAAGGUGGUAAAGUGUACAAGGUCCCAGCUGAUGAGAAGGAAGCAUUGACUACAUCACUUAUGGGACUUUUUGAGAAGAGAAGAUUUCGAAAGUUUCUGAUAUUUGUAACUGAAUUUGACUUAGAAAACCCCAAAACAUGGCAGGGUGUAGACCCAAAACAAACCACAGCUUCAAAGUUAUAUGAAAAGUUUGGUCUAGACAACAAUACAGCCGAUGUAACUGGUCAUGCUUUAGCUCUUCAUCUAAAUGAGGCGUACAAAAAUGAGCCAUGUUUAGAUUUAAUUAACCGAGUGAAGUUAUAUUAUGAAUCACUAGCCAGAUAUUUGAAGUCUCCUUAUCUAUAUCCAUUGUAUGGUUUGGGAGAAUUACCACAGGGAUUUGCAAGAUUAAGUGCUAUUUAUGGUGGGACAUACAUGUUAGAUCGACCAGAUGCUGAAAUAGUGUAUGAGGAUGGAAAGGUAGUGGGUGUGAAAGCCCAGGGAGAAGUGGCUAAAUGUAAAAUGGUUGUAUGUGAUCCGUCAUAUGCUACAGACAAAUGUAAAACUGUAGGAAAGGUAAUUAGAGCCAUUUGCAUCCUGGAUCAUCCCAUUAAAGAUACAAAAGAUUCAUUAUCAACACAAAUUAUAAUUCCACAGAACCAAGUGAACAGAACGCAUGAUAUAUAUAUAAGUAUGAUAUCAGCUACACAUUUUGUCGCUGCAAAGGGACAUUACUUAGCCAUAGUCAGUACCACUGUAGAAACAAGCAAUCCAGAGGAAGAAAUAAGGGUAGCAUUAGACCUUAUUUCACCUAUAGAACAAAAAUUUGUGUCUGUGAGUGAAUUAAAAGAACCAACAGAUGAUGGAUCAACGUCUAAAGUUUUUAUUACCAAGUCCUAUGAUGCAACAUCACAUUUUGAGACAACUUGUGCAGAUGUAAUUCAAGUGUUUGAACGAGCAUAUGGAGGAAAGUUUGACUAUGACAAAGUUCAAAAUACAGAUCACGAAAUGUAACAUAAACAACAUAAUAGACUUCAAAUUUUAACUCAAUAUGUUGUGAUAAAGGGAAGCAAUUCAUUGCAAAGUUAUGAUGCAUUUGGUAUAAAAAUAUAUUUGUCUAUUUAUUUGCAUCUUUUUUUAUUUGGUGCACUGGCUGAAACCAAUGAAAUAUCAGUAUUUGUUUGCUUCUUGUUAAAAGAUAUGUUAUUUUGAGAAUAUUGGGGAAAGAAAAUUGUACUUUUGUCUUUCCCUUAAUUUGUUUGUUUUAUAAUUCAGCAAUUGUUUGUGAACUGAACAACUGUACAGAGUAUAAAACAUUUUGAACAAUUUGAAAACUAAUAUUAAUUUUCAUUCCAUGCAUAAAAUUUCUUAAAAUUUACAAUCUUUUACUAAAAGUGUUCAAAUUGAUCAGUGUACAUAUGCUCUGAUUUAUUAAUAAAUUAUUUUUAUGUCUCUUUGUCCAUUGACUUGUUCUAACAAAGUUUAUAUGUACAAAUAUCAUUUUCAUAUUGUGUACAUUGCAUGAGACAACUUUGUCACAUAAGAAUGUCUGUUGAGUAGUACAUUUGAAUAUCAUUUUAUCACCUGAAAUAUUUAAUGCUGAAUAAUGAUCAAAUGGGAAUUUAUGGAAUUACAAUGCAAAGUUACAUGAUACAAGUGAUAUUGGAACAGGGUUAUUUCAUUGAGGAUAAAUAUACUGUCACAAAGUUACUAUCAUGUAGUGCAUCUGUGUUAAUUGUAUGCUUAUAACUUUCACAUGCGUAAAGUGCAAUAAAAGUUGGUUAUAAAACAUUUCUACAGGCCCUAUACUCUGUUGUAAGAAAGCUUUUAAAAUAUUUUUGAUUUUCAAUUAAGCAUUCUAAUUUAAAAACCAUGGAAACUAAUUGCUGAGUUCUAUCUGAUUAGCAUAUAUGUGACUUCAACAUUAUAAUAUUAUUAUAAUGUGUUAAUACUUUAUGUCAAAUAAGCCUUUUAGAUUCGAGCGAAAUGGAAAACUAAACAUUAAAUGUUACCUCCCAGGCAUUAACAUGAUAAGGAUUAAGCAUUUUCAUUUCUUUUUAUAAUUUGUCAUUGGAUCAUGCUUUCCAUUUUUUUUUCCUUUUUAGUAACUAAUUCCAUUGCAAUGGCAUUUAAUCUGUUUAUUAGUGAAGGUAGUUUACAUUCUGUCAGUGCUAAAACAAGGGUACAUGUAUAACACAAAAGAACCUCUCAAGAUGUUAUACAGGCAUCCAACAUUACAUCAAUACUUUUAUGAUAAUUUAAAAGGUUCUAUUUCUUACAUUUUUACCAAUGGACCAAAUAUGUAUUUGUUAUUAUUUAUUAAUGUGCUAUUUGUUUUUACUGUUUAUGAACACAUUUUUGAUGAAGCACUAAAUUCUAUCUACAAUACUUAUUAAUAUAAAUAAUAUCAUAACAUGCUUUACCACUUAAUGCCAACUUCUGAAUCCAGUAAUAAGUCACAAAAAAAUAUAUUGAUUGUCUUACGUACAGAAAAUUAUUUAACCAUUUAUUUCAUUCAAUUUUUUCUAUAUUACUGACAUUGACAGUUAUCCUUUUUGUUUUUAUUCCUCAACUAGUCAACAUGCACCAAAAACAAUAGAGUCUGUAGACCUGACAUUCCUCCAAAUUCGAACGUUGUUUUAUAAUUGACUUUUAUGUUUUCUGGUGAAGUCAGUUUAAUCAUUACAAUUAAGGAUGGCAGAGAAUAUGUACAUGUAGUAAUGUAUUGGAUAUUGUGGUCAUCAGUAUUGUUUUAAGGAAAUAAUUAAAACUAAGGUGAACAGCUUUUGUAUUUAAUAGGCAGUUUGGAAAAGGUGUUAAAUGUGGCCUUAGAAUUUAGGCCUGUUUUAGUCUUUUAUUUAAAAAUGUAAAAAAAAAAUGCAGUACAUAUGUGAUAACACCCCCGCUAAAAAAAAUAAAAAUAAACAAACUCAAAAUUGAAUGCGUUUGAAAAGUGAGACAAAGAAGGUGAAGGUUUCAAAUAAAUCAUAUUUAAAAAAUGUCUAAGCUUGCUCAGUUACCGUUUAUUAUAAGGAAAUAAGAAAUAAGGAUUUACAGUAUAAUGUAUGCUUAAUUAGGUCCUGUUAUGAGAUUAGCUCUAUAGCCUAUUAAAUCCUGAAGUAAAAGAAAAAAUAAGAUCAUUUUUUGUUUAGGUUUGUAAUGAAUAAAUUUGAAAAUGCUAUUAUUUGUAAGAAAUUAUGCUUAAUCACAUUAAAUAUGUCAGAAAUUAUUAAAAAAUCAUAAACAUGCUA